UAAUUAUAACGGUGGACGUGUUCGCAGUUACCUUUUGAUUGUUUGCUUACUCUCUCAGACUCUCACCGAAGUAAAAGGCACUGGAAAACAUGAAAUUGCUGCAUUUAUGGCAAUGCUACACUAUAAUAUCAGCAGGACUUCUCCACACAGUUCAUACCCAGUGUACUGCUGGCAGUGAUGAAACUGGAACAACCAGUGCAAAUCCUAUCUUUGGUAUGGUGCUCAAUAUUGAUGACAGGGCAGAAUGCACUGGACACAUAGGAAGAGUAGAAUACACUUAUUAUCAAGGAGUAAAGAUUAACAAUCAAAUCAGGAAUUUUGUUUCUUCUGUCUCAGUAUGGAGCCAAUCUUCAACUGUAUUUAAUUUGAGAGGUAUCAGACAAUACCUUGCUAAAACAAGCAGCAAUCCAGCUGGAAACAGAGGUAACACUGUCAGUGUUACUCCUCCACUAUUCAUAAGGAAGGGGGAAGUCAUAGGGAUAUACGUGCCAGCACCACAAGGAAAUGAGCGUGAUGUAACCUUUGUUGCAGAUGGAAGUGGCAGCAUUUGUGUAAAUGGUAGCAGUGGCAAUAGCAUCAGUUGCUCUACUCUCAAUGGGAAAAUACUUAGAGCAAAAGCUACUAUAACUCCAAUAACUUGCUCAAUUCCGAUACUAAUUAAUGGUAGAAUCUUGGAAUCCCCUAAUGGGCUUCUUAUCUCAUCUCUUCCACUAAUAAAUGAUAUUGUGUAUUAUAAAUGCAAUCCUGGUUAUAUACUUACCGGUCCUAGUUUGAGUGAGUGUGUAUUGAAUGGUGAAAGUGGUGCUCUGAAUGAAACAGUCCCUACAUGUCAGAAUGAGAUCACACCACCAAAUUUAGCAACAUCACCUUCAAUCACUCCAUCAACAACAAAACCAACUUCAAUCACAAGAACCCCAUCAUCAAAAUCAGUUCUUAUCACUACUGUACAGCCUACCACCACACAAUCUACAACCAGUGAUGAUUUAAUGACAGUCACCACUGAUAGAGUGUGUCCAACUUGUACUAUUGAUAAUAGUCCUACACCAACUACAGGGGCAGUGGACUCUAGCAAUAUGACACUACUAAUACUAGGAACUAUUUCAGGGACUGCUUUAAUGAUAGCACUGCUAGUAUUAGGUGCUCUUGUCAUUCUAUUCACUGUAUUCAUCACAAAGAGAAGAAAAAAGAACAGUAAUAACAUGAUUGAGAACCCAUGCUGUAAAAUUGAUGCUCUGUACCAGACAGUACAAGAUGAUUCCAGUGACAACAAUAAAAGACAAAACAAAAAUGAGACAAGAGUAAUUUGUAGCAUCAUCAGUGAAUAUGAUGAGCCACCAACAAGCAGAACGCAUGAUAGCCAUGUAGAGGAGUAUGAAAUGCCAGUAAUGGUUAGCACCAAUUCUCACCCCACAGAGCCUAGGGGAGCAGGAGCAGUUUCUCCAGUAGCUAAUAAACCAACAGGUUAUGAAGUGCCUGGCUAUUUCACAUUGGAGGAAGGAGAGCAUUACUACAGGCAUCUCAAACAAGUUAUGACAGAGAAGGAGAAAGAGAUAAAAUAUACUCCUCCAGCUAGAGAUGAGGGACAGCUUUACAUGCAGCUCUGUCAUGCAAAGCAAAUACAAUCAGACUCACUUGUUUUAGACAGUAGACUUGGGUCUGGCCAGUUCGGUGAAGUCUACAAAGGAAGACUAGGAGAUAAGAUGGUAGCCGUUAAACUAAUGAAGGAAGGCUCCUUACAUGAAGAAAGAGUUAAAUUUCUACAAGAGGCAGCAAUCAUGAGACAAUUCAAUAACUUGAAUAUAGUGAAGAUGCAUGGGAUAGUAUUUGAAAAUGAAAAGGCAAUGAUUGUCAUGGAAUUGUUGGAAAACGGUGACUUACAGAAUUAUCUACUUAAGCUAAAGAGAAAGUAUUCAAUAGUCAUAGGUGUCUUUAUUCUACUAAUACCUAUUCAUAGCAAUAAAGCUUCACCUUAUCAACUCUUAAACUUCUGUCGUCAGAUCUGCCUUGGAAUGACGUACCUCUCCUGCAAAGGAUUCAUUCACUGUGACCUUGCAGCUAGGAACGUUCUAUUAUCAAAAGAAAACAUUUGCAAAAUAGCUGAUUUUGGAAUGUCAUGCGACUUGGAAAAUGAAGCAUAUUAUUACUCCAAAGGAGGGAAAAUCCCAAUAAAAUGGACAGCCCCAGAGGCAGUUAUCAAACGCAAGUACUCAUCAGCUUCUGAUGUAUGGAGCUAUGGUUGUGUACUAUAUGAGAUAUGGAGUCUUGGACGAAAACCAUUCGAGACAUAUUCAAACAUUUACGCACUGGAGAAGGUUAAAGAUGGGUACAGGCUGCCUCCACCACCUGGCUGUCCACGCUCCAUUUACAAGCACAUGAUACAGUGCUGGCAUCCCAUUCCAAGAGAGAGGCCAGACUUCCACAGGCUCAUGCUCUCCAUGCUUCAGUUGGAAUCUGAAGAGAAUGAUGAGCUCCCGUCUCCUGAAGCUGGUCAAUUAGGAGGAGGUCUAGAGGCAGGGGAAAUGCUAUACCCUGACCUCCAGAAUGCAUACAGGGGAAUGAAAGUCAACUAUAAUUAAUAUAAUAAUAGUGAUACAUGCAUUACAGACAUUGACUGAUUCAAUUAUUUUAAUGCCUUAUUAAAACAUUUGCAUUAUUGGUUGGCAUAUUAA
Molecule: messenger RNA, 2669 nt
Organism: Amphimedon queenslandica
Lineage: Eukaryota; Metazoa; Porifera; Demospongiae; Haplosclerida; Niphatidae
Product: ephrin type-A receptor 4-like
Exons: 14
Coding region: 90-2576 (828 amino acids)
Biological process (GO): positive regulation of kinase activity; cell surface receptor protein tyrosine kinase signaling pathway; protein phosphorylation
Cellular component (GO): signaling receptor complex; plasma membrane
Molecular function (GO): ATP binding; transmembrane receptor protein tyrosine kinase activity
Source: RefSeq, a predicted model, not a curated record